This is a messenger RNA of Myripristis murdjan (pinecone soldierfish), 2557 nucleotides long. Its product is annotated as protocadherin alpha-C2-like. Gene Ontology annotation, cellular component: plasma membrane. Bases 140 to 2557 code for a protein of 805 amino acids. Lineage: Eukaryota; Metazoa; Chordata; Actinopteri; Holocentriformes; Holocentridae. The transcript has a single exon. The record is from RefSeq and is a predicted model, not a curated record. Gene Ontology annotation, molecular function: calcium ion binding. Gene Ontology annotation, biological process: homophilic cell-cell adhesion.
UGGUGGCUUUACAUCCAUUAAAAGGAAAAAGGAGGAGACCUUACAAUAAUUUCAAUCACAAUGAAUUAAACAUAUUUCAAAAGUCUAACUGCAGCAAGAAGAUUUACUUUUGGAAAGCGGGUUAAACAUAUUUUCAGAAAUGAUGUCACCACAAUUUAAGCCGGGCUUCAGCUACACGUUGGUUUUUAUUCUGUUCUGCGACUGUUUCAACAUAACUACAUCGGUCACUCACUAUUCCAUACCUGAAGAAAUGAAGGAGGGAUCAAUCGUCGCUAAUCUAGGUGCUGAUUUGGGACUGGAUGUAAAAGCUCUGAAUACACGGAGGAUGCGUCUGGAUGUUAUUGCUAAUAAGAAAUACUUGGACGUGAACAAAGAGACAGGGGAAUUGUACAUCGUCGAAAAAAUUGACAGGGAGAACCUCUGCAUAUCAAAGACAACAUGCUUUCUUAAAAUGGAUGCAACACUUGAGAACCCAAUCCGAAUGUUCAACAUUGAAUUGGAAAUAUUAGACAUUAAUGACAAUGCGCCUCAUUUUCGAAGAGACACGAUGCAUCUGGAUAUAUCUGAAUCAACGCCAGCAGGCGAAAGGUUCGCAUUAAACAAUGCAGUCGAUCCAGAUAUAGGUCUGAACUCGAUUAAAACCUAUUUUCUCAGUGAAAGCGAACACUUCGAUAUUGAAAUUCAGACUGGUCGAGAUGGCUCCAAGUUUACUGAUUUAAUUCUGAAAAAGCCUUUAGACAGAGAACAGCAGGCUGCUCAUAAUCUAAUACUUACGGCGGUCGAUGGUGGAGCUCCUACCCGCUCCGGCACUGCCCGCAUUAUUGUUCGAGUGCUGGAUACAAACGACAACUCCCCUCAAUUUGACAAACAAAAUUACAGCAUUUAUAUGACAGAGAACUCUCCGAUUGGGAGCCUUGUGGUUAAACUUAAUGCUACUGAUUUAGAUGAGGGAUCUAACUCAGAAAUUGUGUAUUCAUACAGUUUAUAUACAUCAGAAAAGGCGCAAGAAACGUUUAGCUUGAAUGUGAACACUGGUGAAAUAAGAGUGAAAGAAAUGCUGAAUUAUGAAGAUUUAAGGGUCUAUAAUAUGGAAAUCAUAGCUCGGGACAAAGGCGUUAAUUCGUUAUCGGGGCAGUGCAAACUAACCAUUAACGUGACAGAUAUGAAUGACAAUCAUCCCGAAAUAUCGAUUAAAUCAUUUCAGACUCCCGUCAAGGAGAAUAUCGCUUUAGAUACAGUAAUAUCAGUUAUUAGCGUAAGUGAUAAAGAUUCGGGGGAUAAUGGAAUUGUUGAUAUCAGUAUACAGAAACAUUUACCCUUUGUGCUUAGGAAAUCAUCUAACAACUAUUUUGAGCUGGUAGUCUCAGAACCACUGGACCGUGAGAAGGUUCCAGAAUAUGACAUCACAUUCACUGUCACAGACAGAGGUACUCCUCCUUUAUCAGAUAAUGAAACUGUGACUUUAGAGCUGCUGGAUGUUAAUGACAAUGUUCCUCAGUUCCCUCAGUCCUUCUAUACUAUACGUGUUAUGGAGAAUAACGCCCCUGGGGCCUUGUUGAGUUCCCUCACUGCGUUUGACCCAGACCUCCAUGAAAAUCAGUAUCUAGUGUAUUUUAUUAUAGAGAAGGAGAUCGCCAACACCUCCAUGUCCAUGCUGUUCUCCAUCAAUCCAGAGAACGGUAAUCUUUACGCACUCAAGACGUUUGACUACGAGAUGGAGAAAGAGUUUCUUUUCCACAUUGAGGCCAGAGACUGUGGUGUUCCUCCACUCAGCAGUAACGUGACGGUUCACAUCAUUAUUGUGGACCAGAACGACAACACACCUGUCAUUGUCUCUCCGUGGCGCGCGCACGGCUCUGUGGUGGAGGAGAAGAUCCCCAGAUCCACGGAUAAAGGCUCUCUGGUUGCCAAGGUGAUAGCCAUAGACACUGACUCGGUGCUGAACUCUCGGAUUACAUACCAGUUUCUGCAGGUGACUGACGCCACCUUAUUCAGUCUGGACCAAUACAACGGAGAGAUCCGGACCAUGAGGAUGUUCAGUUACAGAGAUCCACGUCACCAGCGUCUGGUUGUUGUUGCCAAGGACAACGGGGAGCCUGCGCUCUCUGCCACAGUCACCAUCAAGCUGUCCACAGUGGAGACUGCUGUCAAGGCCUACUCUGACAUGACUGAGGUGCCUCUGGAAUAUGACAUCUUUUCAGACUUAAACCUGUAUUUGGUCAUCGGUCUGGGCUCGGUGUCAUUUCUCCUCUUGAUCACCAUAUUGGUCACCAUCGUGCUGAAGUGUCAGAAACCCAAGGCCAGCAAAGCGGCACCACCCUGUAGGAAUAGUGUGAUCAGUGAGAGGAACUCGACCAUCGCAGACUCCACCCUGGUCUCCAACGAUGCCUACUGGUACAGUCUGUUUCUAGCGGAGACCAGGAAGGGAAAGCUGGUGGUUCGACAGCCUCUGCCAAAGGGCUCCAGGUACAUUGUGUCCAGUAUACCAAGGAGCACAGGGCUCACAGAGACUAGUGACUCGGCAGCUUCCACUCUUCAGGUGAGAGUCAGUUCAUGA